AACAUAGAUAAGAGUCCCCAGCAUCAUGACAAUUAACACAGACGACCAGUAUGCCGAUAAUGAAAGCAAAAGCAACAUUACCACCAGACGAAACACCUAUCAGUGUAUCUGGCGUUUAAGCUGCGAGUCCAGGAAUUAUGAUUUCCCACCUACUUCAUACCGCUACAGCACCAGCAGCUACCAGGAUGUAGAUGACGGUAUCAACCAUUCGAUGAGCAACAAUGACAAAUCCACGCUGAUUCAGGUGUGGAAGCCCAAAAGCUACGGUGCCGUGAAGGGACAGAUUCCACAGCACGAUCGGCUCACGUACACGUGGAAGGAAAUCGAUGUGUUUGGCGAGCUGCCAGGAGAUGCCAAAAAGGAACCCCUGUGCAGCAGAUUGUGUUCGUGUUUUUCAAGUCAGAAGAAAGAUAUCAAUCCACGCAAACACCUGCUCAAGAAUGUCACCGGAAUGGCAAAAAGCGGAGAACUGUUGGCAGUGAUGGGCAGUUCCGGGGCAGGAAAAACGACUUUGCUAAACGCAUUGUCAUUCAGGUCACCACCGGGGGUGAAAAUCGCUCCUACAUCGGUUCGUGCAUUGAAUGGAAUACCGGUCAAUGCGGAACAGCUGCGUGCUCGUUGUGCCUACGUACAACAGGAUGAUCUAUUCAUUGCUGCGCUCACUACUCGGGAACACCUCAUCUUCCACGCAAUGCUACGUAUGGGCAAAGAUGUGCCCAAGAGCGUCAAAAUGAACCGCGUCAACGAAGUACUUCAGGAGCUUUCGUUGUCCAAGUGCGCGGAUACGAUCAUUGGAGCUCCCGGUCGAAUGAAAGGCCUAUCCGGUGGCGAAAGGAAACGGUUAGCAUUUGCAUCGGAAACGCUGACCGAUCCUCACUUGUUGCUCUGCGAUGAACCCACUUCCGGUUUGGAUUCGUUUAUGGCCCACAGUGUACUUCAGGUGCUGAAGGGAAUGGCUCUAAAAGGAAAGACGAUAAUAUUGACCAUACACCAACCGUCAUCGGAAUUGUACUGCCUGUUCGAUAAGGUCCUGCUGGUGGCCGAAGGACGGGUUGCUUUCCUGGGGUCUCCCUACCAAGCGGCGGAGUUCUUUUCACAACUGGGAAUACCCUGCCCGCCGAACUACAAUCCAGCCGAUUUCUACGUCCAAAUGUUGGCCAUAGCACCAAACAAGGAGACCGAGUGCCGGGACACAAUCAAGAAAAUUUGCGACUCUUUUGCCGUUAGUCCGAUUGCUCGGGAGGUAAUGGAAGUGGCCAACACCGGAAAGAACGUCGAAGAACACUAUUUCCUGCAGCCCAUGGAAGGAGUAAGCCGAACGGGAUACCGAUCGACUUGGUGGACCCAGUUCUACUAUGUUUUGUGGCGUUCAUGGUUAACGGUGCUCAAGGAUCCGAUGCUGGUUAAAGUUCGACUGCUACAAACGGCGAUGGUGGCUUCGCUGAUAGGAUCGAUUUACUUUGGCCAAAGGCUAGACCAGGAUGGAGUUAUGAACAUUAACGGAGCGCUGUUUCUGUUUCUUACGAAUAUGACAUUCCAGAAUGUGUUUGCAGUGAUUAACGUAUUUUCCGCUGAACUACCAGUGUUUCUACGGGAGAAACGGUCACGGCUGUUCCGUGUCGAUACAUAUUUUCUGGGUAAAACAAUUGCCGAGGUGCCACUAUUUCUUGCCGUUCCGUUUGUGUUUACUUCGAUAACCUACCCGAUGAUUGGUCUUAAAAGCGGCGCGGUGCACUACCUGACGGCUCUUAUGAUUGUGGUUUUGGUCGCAAACGUGGCGACAUCUUUCGGCUAUCUAAUCUCCUGCGCCAGUUCAUCAAUCUCAAUGGCUCUAUCCGUCGGUCCACCGGUCAUUAUUCCGUUCCUGAUUUUCGGAGGCUUUUUCCUGAAUUCGGCAUCGGUUCCAUCUUACUUCGAGUACUUAUCCUACUUAUCAUGGUUCCGCUAUGCAAACGAGGCACUGCUGAUCAACCAAUGGAGCACGGUCGAGGAGGGGGAUAUAGCCUGUACCCGAACGAACGUGACCUGCCCGAGUUCCGGUCAGAUCAUCCUCGAGACGUUCAAUUUUAAGGUGGAAGACUUCGGAUUCGAUAUUACCUGUUUAUGUGUAUUGAUUGUAGUUUUCCGCGUUGGAGCACUGUUUUGUCUGUGGCUGCGCUCACGAAGUAAGGAGUAAAACUCUGGUAGAUUUAAUCGUAUACGUAAAGUGAAAAUCAAGGAUGUCAUCACAAGAAUCUAGUUUAGUCAUACCUUCCGCGUAGCAUUUAGUUCGACCAAACUUCUAUGUAAUGUGAGAUUGUUUGUUUCUGGUAGUAGCGCAAUUUGGCUCGAAUAUUUUUUUAUUACAUUAAAAAAAAUAUUCAAAUAAUACACUUUUUUUAAAA
Messenger RNA from Ochlerotatus camptorhynchus, 2384 nucleotides. It is a transcript of the gene w, whose product is annotated as eye pigment precursor family transporter white. Gene Ontology annotation, cellular component: plasma membrane; cytoplasmic vesicle membrane. The record is from RefSeq and is a predicted model, not a curated record. Gene Ontology annotation, biological process: transmembrane transport. Gene Ontology annotation, molecular function: ABC-type transporter activity; ATP binding; ATP hydrolysis activity. The transcript has 6 exons. NCBI's taxonomy places the organism in Eukaryota, Metazoa, Arthropoda, Insecta, Diptera, Culicidae. Bases 26 to 2176 code for a protein of 716 amino acids.